AAGAAAAUCUGUUUCAUACUUCAGGUGGAACUGAAAUGAAAUAUAUCUUUGUUGAUUGUAUAUCUUUAUUGUGAACGACUUUCUAGCUCAAAAAAAUAAUAUAAAAAUAUUAUUUUAUCAUGGAAUGCUUUUGAUGAAAUAAGUACUGAUAAUAUCGGCGAGCAUUACUCAAAACAAGACAAUUCAUACUCACUGAGGCUGAAAAAUAUAUUUAUAAUAAUGAGAGUUUUUAGGGCUGCCAUCGAAAAACCAUAAUUAUUUAUAAAGGAUAAGCAUCAGUGGAAAGAAGUACGGAAAUUCCAUAAAAAAUGAUACUGUACGGCAACACAACCCUCACUCCUCUUCCCUCAUCCUCGUCUUCAUCCUCUUGUUCCUCUUCAUCCCCACCUUCAUCCUCUUCCUCCUCCUCCCCCCAUUCCCCCAUCAUCCCCAUGGUCGGGGUUGCCGACAUCUUCGUGCGUGAGAGCAAAGACCUCAGCACAGCCCUCAUCCCCGCCGGCCUUCACCCGCUCCUCAUGUCAACGAUCCCGAAGUGCGCUGGCUGCACCGAAGCUAUCCUGGACCGCUUCAUCCUGAAGGUGUUGGAGCGGACGUGGCACGCGCGCUGUCUCAAGUGCUGCGACUGCGGCCUGCAGCUCACCGACAAGUGCUUCUACAGGAACCAGCAGGUCUUCUGCAAGGAGGACUUCUUCAGGAGGUUCGGCACGAAAUGCGCGGGAUGCGACCAGGGCAUCCCACCCACGCAGGUGGUGAGACGGGCACAGGACAACGUCUACCAUCUGCACUGCUUCGCCUGCAUCAUCUGCCAGCGCCAGCUGAACACAGGCGACGAGUUCUACCUCAUGGAGGACAACAAACUCGUCUGCAAGACAGACUACGAGCAGGCGAAACAGCGGGGCAUGCAAAGCCUGCCAGACGGCGACGGGACAAACAAACGUCCCCGUACCACCAUCUCUGCGCGCCAACUGGAACAACUCAAACAAGCCUACAAAGACAGCCCCAAGCCCGCCAGACAUGUUAGGGAACAGCUCUCACAGACGCUGGGACUCGACAUGCGCGUCGUGCAAGUCUGGUUCCAAAACAGGCGGGCGAAGGAGAAGCGUCUGAAGAAGGACGCGGGACGGUCGCGCUGGGGGCAGUACUUCAGGAGCAUCAAGCCGGGCGGGGGCGGCAGGGGGGCGGCCGGCAAGGACGGCAGGGGCGGCAGGGAGGCGGACGAUAAGGCCGACUCGGAGGUCGACUUGGAUGCACACGACGACAUGCUGCUGGACUUGAGUGAAGGCUACCGCACGCCAGGCCCCCAGUCCAUGUCAGACCUGGAGCCUGGCCAGACCACCAUGAGUCCCCACAUGCAGCACCACCACCAGCACCCUCCUCCCCCUCCUCCCCAGCACCCAGCACCUCCCCCACACUCAGCACUACAGCACCCACAGCAGCACCCUUUCCUGCACGGGGCUGGAACUCCCCCUUACAUAGGAGGGGGUGCGGGAGGGGGAUCUCAUUCCCCAGGCGCCCCCCCAGCUCCCCCACACCCCCUGCUCUUUGCUUCUUUCGCUGACCACCUCAACCCCUACCAGAACCCCAUGAGUCUGAUACACCAUUCGACGAUUUUAAUCAUCUUUUCCAUACAAUACGUCUUUAUUUCGCUUGAAACUUAA
Molecule: messenger RNA, 1658 nt
Organism: Hyalella azteca
Lineage: Eukaryota; Metazoa; Arthropoda; Malacostraca; Amphipoda; Hyalellidae
Product: LIM/homeobox protein Lhx3
Exons: 9
Coding region: 309-1658 (449 amino acids)
Biological process (GO): neuron differentiation; regulation of transcription by RNA polymerase II
Cellular component (GO): nucleus
Molecular function (GO): DNA-binding transcription factor activity, RNA polymerase II-specific; RNA polymerase II transcription regulatory region sequence-specific DNA binding
Source: RefSeq, a predicted model, not a curated record